CCGCGGCCGGACCGUGCCGGGCCCGGGCCGCCCGAUGGACCCCGCGGCCAAGGAGGGGCGGCUCUACGUGCAGCAGGGCCACAAGUUCGGGGCUAAGAGAUGGAAGAAGAACUGGUUUGUGCUGUACCCAGCCAGCCAACAUGGGGUCGCCCGCCUGGAGUUCUUUGACUGCAAGGACCCAGGGGCCCCAGCCGAGAAACUCAGCACCAAGCGGCUGGACAAGAAGAUCAUCCGCCUGGCGGACUGUCUCAGCGUGGCGCCCAUGCCGGAGAGCGGCCCCAAGGACAGCACGGCUGUUUUCCGCCUGGAGACCAGCGACAGAAGCUACCUGUUUGCUGCAGAGAAGGAGCAGAGCGCGGAGUGGGUGAAGAAGCUGUGUGAGAUCGCCUUUUCGGUGAGUGCCGCUGGGUGAGGGGGGCUGGGACGUUCCCCUCUGCUCCCAUCCGUGCAUGGGGAGCGGUCCUGCCGCUC
Messenger RNA from Terrapene triunguis (Three-toed box turtle), 471 nucleotides. RefSeq names its product docking protein 1-like. The transcript has 2 exons. Bases 35 to 412 code for a protein of 125 amino acids. Lineage: Eukaryota; Metazoa; Chordata; Testudines; Emydidae. Gene Ontology annotation, biological process: cell surface receptor protein tyrosine kinase signaling pathway; positive regulation of MAPK cascade. The record is from RefSeq and is a predicted model, not a curated record. Gene Ontology annotation, cellular component: cytoplasm.